Molecule: messenger RNA, 1043 nt
Organism: Phoenix dactylifera (date palm)
Lineage: Eukaryota; Viridiplantae; Streptophyta; Magnoliopsida; Arecales; Arecaceae
Source: RefSeq, a predicted model, not a curated record
ACCGCGCUAGGAAAGUUAGGAAGGAAAAAAAAAAAAUGCGUUAAGCCUCAAGAAGAAGACGAAGUCGUUGGAGCAUUUGCGCUCUAUAAAGCCACCCAACACUAUCCCCACACCGUCUCCCAACUCACAAUUCUCCGACCAAUACAUUCCUCAUUCCCAUCACCCAAAUUACAAUCUCUCCGAGGUUUACUCCGAAGACGCAGAGAUCGAAAUAGGAAGGACAAAGAAAAACCUACCACCGAUGGCUUCGUCAUCUUCAUCUUCCAAGAUGAUGGCCAUGGCCUUUCUUCUCUCCCUCCCCCUCCUCCUCCUCCCCUCUGCCCUAGCGGCGGGGGUGAUUUGCGAGGAUUUGCCGCAAGACCUGUGUGCGUUUGCGAUCUCGUCGUCGUCAAAGAGAUGCGUGCUGGAGAGCACCCCACACAACGGGGGGCCACCGAAUACCAAUGCCGGACGUCGGACGUGGUGGUGCACCGGAUGUCGGCGUGGAUCGAGACGGACGAGUGCGUGAGGGCCUGCGGCGUGGACCGCAACUCGGUGGGGAUCUCGUCCGACUCUCUCCUGGAGCCGCAGUUCACCGAGAAGCUCUGCUCUCCGGCGUGCCACCGGAACUGCCCCAACAUCGUCGACCUCUAUUUCAACCUCGCCGCCGGAGAAGGUGUGUUCCUGCCGAAGCUGUGCGAGGCGCGGCGUGUGAAUCCUCGCCGGGCGAUGGUGGAGCUUCUCAGUUCUGGGGCUGCGCCCGGCCCGGUCGCCGGUGGGGUCGUGAGCAAAUUGGAUGCAGCAGCUGCGCCUGCCCCCAUGGCCUUCCCCCCUGCUUCACCCUAAAAUUUUUCCCCUUGUGUAUUCUAAUACAAAGAUUAUUAUUUGCUCAUCAGAAAAAAAAUAAAAAUAAGGAAGAAAACGGGUGGGAUUCUUGCGCACUCGAUAUAUAUACAUGAGGUGGUGUGCUUUUUUCGAGGAAUAGUUAGCUGGUCAGAGUGUGGAACUACGUGGAUAUUUGUAUUUGAAUUUGUUGGUUACAAUAAGCAUUUACAUUCUUCACA